GCCUGGUGUCAGUGGUGACUGGGGUCCCAGCCCGGCAGCACCACUGAGCGCAGAUAUGAGACCAGCGGUGCUGGUGCCAGCGCUGGUGCUGGUGCUGGGCGCGACGGCAGAAUAUCCAGCGCCGGUGCCACAGAGUAUUGAGCAACAGAAAAGCUCGAUCCUAUUGUCUCUGCCGAACGUUCUUCACGCCGGCUCUGACAUCGGCUGCAACUACCUGUUCAACCUCCGCAACUUCGCCGAACCACUGGAUAAGCUGGCCCUCAACUUCACCACUGACGACAAUCACCCGCUGUUCUCGGUCGAAAAGGACCUGUCGCAGACAAAUGGAGAGAACAAUAUCGACUGCCUUCAAGUUCCGGUGCCGUUGAACCUGACCGACCACAAAGGUGCCAAGGUCUCUCUUGGACUUACCACCAGCCAGGGCCUGUUCACGACAGAAACCAAAAAGAUAAGGCUGAAUGAAGCCACGCCUCCUAUCAAGCUGGUCGUUCAAGACAAGCCACAGUAUCGGCCCGGAGACCACGCCCACUUCCAGCUGAUCCUGCUCGACUGGAGGCUCCGCCCACACCGCGGAACCGACCAGUCACAAACGGUUUCCGAGGCAUGGGUGACUAAUUCUGACGGCUUGCGCGUGGCCCAGUGGAGAGACACACCCCUGAAAUACGGAGUGGCUUCUUUCAAUCUUCACAUCGCAGAGGAGUUUGUCCCGCCUGCAAGAAAACUUUCGACAACUACAGAAGACGGCUCAGUGAUGUCGAACUGGAAAAUACACUACAAAACUGCUGAUUUCUACCACACGGAAAACUUCCAUGUUGGUGACGUGGCUCCUGCGCCCAUUUUCGACAUCGAUAUUACAUCGCCAGAAUCGGUAACCUCUAGACAGAGGACAGUUACCAUCACCGUUUGCGCCAGCUAUAAAUUUGGCGUUCCCCUUGUGGGAGCUUUUGUGAAUGCGGAAAAUAUGGCGCCGAAUACAAUCAACGUAAAUGGUACCUGGAAGGCCUUUGAAAUCACUGACUCGAGGGGAUGUGCAACUCUGGACAUGCUCAUCAGUGAUAAGAACAGACGCGGGCUGUCCUUUGACAUUCCGUUGAACGUCACUGAUCCAGCGUCAGGAGUAGUGGAACAACGUGCUGUCACCAUCAGAAGGGGUAGCAGGGAAAAGGUGCUGGAGCAAGCGGUCACAUUUUGGACGGUGCCGGCCAACCUGAGCCGAACUCUGGUGUACCGAGUUAAAUAUGCCGACGGAGUCCCAGCCACAAAUGAAUUGGUUGAGAUCUGCACUCAGGCCAUGUACUACCCGCCUACUCGGAGCGCGGGCUGGACCGUGCGUGUACCAGGGAACGAGUGGCCGCUAGCCGACUUCACCUAUCUCCUGCCCAGAUAUGAGCUGAACAAGCUCAGUCCGGAGCUCCGUGAAGAGCUGGAGAGUCUGCCACUCCUUUGGAAAGUGAGCCCUGAUUCUAGUAAAGGAACGGCCCGAGAUUGCACGACUGUCAAGACAGACAGCGAAGGUAUCGCCAAGCUGAAGAUGACCGAGUUUGCCCAGAGAGUGCAUUCGGUCAAAAUCACAGCCAAGCGCCAGUCGGACUGGCGAGGCCAGGACGAGUAUCUGUCGGUGAUGACUUCACCAUCCAGCUCCUACCUGGCUCUGGACAUUGCCCAGAUGCCUGUGAAGCUGCCCUGCCAUGGCGACAUCCGCCUGCCGCUGCUCUCCACCCUGCCCAAGGAGUCGCUGGUCGUCCAGCUACAGGUGAUGUCUCGCAACCGCGUGGUGGCUAGUGAGAUUGCUCACUUGGCCACGGACGAGCUGGUUCUGCACAUGGUGCCCGAGAUGAGUCCCAAGACGCGCCUGCUCGUCUACAGCCAGCUCGAGAGUGGCGAGGUGAUGGCAGACACCGUGGAGAUGGAUGUUGAAACCUGCUUCCCCAACGAGGUGACAGCCAGCUGGACUGCCAGCAAAGCUGAGCCCAACGGAGCAGCCGAGCUUGUCGUUACCGCCGAACCGAACUCCCGCUGUACCGUCGCCGUGAAGGACGCCGGUUUGGGCUUGAGGAAGAGGGGUCGUCACCCGUACGAACUAACGAGGGAAGGAGCACUGGACGUGUUCAGAAAUUUGGAUCACAAUCUCCACCCGCCACCAAUGGACCUCAACGACCGUUGCAAAGCUCUGGAGCAGAAACUGUUCGAGUCUCUCCUAAGGGCGGGAGUGAACUCUUCAAGCCUCGACAUUCUGAUCAAGGGAUUCAGUAAUUUGGAUCGGUACCGCGACAGGAAAACAUCGUUCCGCGCACAUCCACACGCGGACACAGCGGAGGUGUUCAGGUGGGCCGGAAUGGUUCCACUGGCCACUGGGAGAUUGCACUUCUCACCCUGUGUGAAGUACGAUUUUCCCCCCUGGAGCGGCUAUUCGCGCUACACCCGCUCCGUGGGUGACUACCCUAUUGGAUACGGACACAGCGGAUCGCACGACCAGGAUGUAUUUUUGGACACCAGGCAGGAUGUGAUUCAUCACGAGUCUCACACACUGGAUGAGCGAGGAAUCGGUCACGUGACUUUACGGCUACCCGGCCGUGCUACAAGAUGGGUGGCCACAGCUACCUGCACCCAUCCUCAGAAGGGUUUCGGCAUCUCUGAGAAGGUCUCGAUCCGGGCGACCAGGCUGCUGUUCGCCGACAUGUCGAUCCCCCACUCGGUGAAGACGGGGGAGGUGUUGACCGUGCCGGUCACCGUCUUCAACAACUACGACUCCCACUUGUCGGUGGACGUCACCCUGGACGACCCAUCUCACAUCUACCACGGUCCUGGGUCCGGUAACGAAGAGGUCACUCAGCAUCUUUGCAUUGCGUCCCACGACACAGGCGUGGCUCGAUGGAAACUACAGUUCCCUGAAUUGGUCAACAGCCGCAAUGAUUCCAGCAGCUACAUCAGCGUCACCGUGACGGAGGACAAGACGGGACGGUGUGGCCGACCCAAUACCGUGCACCCCUCCAGGAUAACAAUUGAAAAGCCAAUCGUGAUUCGACCUGACGGCUACCUGAGAGAGGAUGCAAGGAGUCACCUCAUUUGCCUGGACUCAGGAAAGUAUUACCUACUGUGUUUCGGUCUUUAACUAUUUGGAUGAUAACUAUUUUUCGUCUCUUUUCCAUGUCUGUUUUGUUGAGCGCAUGCGUUUUUAAAUGUUUGUUAUCUCGAGUUGUUGGGGAAAGAAGUUUCAUCAACUAACAGACUCGGACUCAACUAUCAAUUGAUGUUGCAUGAUUUAUUGAAUGUUUCGGCGAGGUAAAGCGAUCCAACAUUUUCUUUCAUUUUAUCGGUGUUUUAUCGCAUCACCUAUGCUACAUACUCACAGCACACAACUAUAACGUGUUCAUUAUUGCUUUGCUCUUCCUUAUAGCCUUUCAUUAGUAAUGUAGAACAAACAAAAAUCAUUUCAAACAUAACAGAAAAUGAACCACCGUUGAUGUAAUGACCUACGUCGUGUAAAUACAAUACAUAUGUCUACUAAAUUGAGCAUUGCACAUUAAAUGUAAAUUGAGUAUUAAGUAACACACAACCUCGAUGUAAGUAUGUACAGCCCUCUGCAAACUGCGUGGUAGGUAUUCUUUUUUCGACAAAACCGAGAAUAACGCGGAUACUAUGCUAUCGGUCAGUCGG
Molecule: messenger RNA, 3657 nt
Organism: Amphibalanus amphitrite
Lineage: Eukaryota; Metazoa; Arthropoda; Thecostraca; Balanomorpha; Balanidae
Product: murinoglobulin-1-like
Exons: 28
Coding region: 56-3112 (1018 amino acids)
Molecular function (GO): endopeptidase inhibitor activity
Source: RefSeq, a predicted model, not a curated record